Messenger RNA from Chara braunii, 980 nucleotides. The record is from the annotation of a GenBank genome assembly. NCBI's taxonomy places the organism in Eukaryota, Viridiplantae, Streptophyta, Charophyceae, Charales, Characeae.
GCGAUACAGGGAAGACUUCUCGAAGUUGCCUCCAUCCCAACAAGCGGACUGUGCUUUUAUGCCCUUUGUCGAGGGUUCCAAGAAAACCCGGCAGACACCGGCCGCUGCGGGUGGGAGGAAAAAGCAGUUGCCGAGUGGGCCAACUCCACCUGCGCCGGGCGCAUCGGGCGCGAAUCUUCCGCUUCUGCCCUCGCCCUCGCCCUCACCCUCGGUGGCCUCACCCUCGGUGAGGGGAGGUCGUGAUUUGGCUCAAGCUUCUAGCAAGGCUACGGAGUACGAUGAUGGACUUCGCCAACGCAAUGCUGGGCGUGAGAAUUCCCAGGACUGUGCAAUUGCCCUGGAUGACAACAACGACGAGGACGAAGAGGGAGGAAGUGGCGGUCCGCAUGACGACGGCGGUAAUCAAACGGAUAUGGAAGUUGGGGAUGACAACAUGCAGGACCGCGACACACUUGUUGAUGUGGAAGUCGCUGCUGGUCAGCCCUCGACGUCCCGUGGGAUUUCGCGGUCGCCAAGCACGAGUAAGGGUGGACAUAACUCACAAGCAAUGCAAGGACCGAAGGCGAAGAAAAGGACAAGAGAAACUUCUCCAUCUGCUUCUACUCACAAGAGACAAGCUAGGACUGAUGUUGUUGAUGAGGCUCGUGGAGCUUUGACAGCAUCCCAGGAGGCGCGGCCUUCUCGUAAAAACAGCCACGGGGGGCGAUCAGGCGGUCAUGGCGGUGGUUGUGGUGGCGGCGCCCAUGGCGGCGCGAGGAAAGGCUCGCAGAGGGUGAGGCCACAAGAAAUGCGGGACUCGGGGGAUGACGGCGAGGGAGUGGAUCCUCGCAUGCCCGAAGAUGUUGAUAAGCCGGCUCAGCACACCGCGAUCAUCGACACAACGCGUUGUUUCUUCCUGUAGUAUAACGAGCAAGGCUUCGCUAAGCAAGACGUCCAUGCUGUUCACGUGGACGUCCUGAGAAUCAAACGCAUUCCCCGCG